UUCAGAUGAGAACGAUUAGAUUCGUUUGCUUUGGUGUACUGCUGAUUCCAGUUUCCUUUUUGGUCGCACAGGAGAACGAUAUACUGUUAGAUGAGUUCGCGCCAGCAAUUGCUCGACAGGUCCCGGCAGAUGAUCUUCUUUACCCGGAUCCAGUUAAAUGUGCUGGUGGGCGGUGGUUCGUUUGCGUCGGCUGCCGUACGAUAAAGAUAUGUCUGGGACAGGCGAAUGACAACGACAAUCCUACACAGAUAUGCCCGGUCGAUAGUCCCUAUUGCAACACGGCAGAAGGAAGUUGUUCAACGAUUCCGGAUGAUAGCCAGGAACAGUGUUCCGUCCAGGCAGCGACGCAGUUGAAACUUCGUUGUACUUCCAGAGGACAAUUUCCGGAUCCACGCACGUGCGAUGGAUACUAUUUUUGUGAGCAAAGUGGCUCUUUUGGCGAUCCGUAUAAAUGUCCUCCGAAAUACACUUACAACAGCAGGUUGCAGUUGUGUAAACGACGCGGUAGUAAAAGAUGCAAUACGGUUAACUGCACUUCGAACAACUCAAUUUUGACUGCUUAUCCUUCGAACCCACAGUAUUUCUAUUACUGUCCGAAGGACGUCGGUAAAGAUCCUUUGCCAAUUAUGUUUUCAUGCGGCGACCGAGCCACUUUCGACAGUAGUGCCAAAAAGUGUGUGUAUAAGUGCCCGCGGCAAGGAUUGUUUGUGAAGUCGAACAACCCAAAUAUGUAUUACCAGUGUUAUAGGUCAAAUGGAAGGCUUACAUACUCGGAAAAAUUUUGUCCAGCGGCUAAUCAAGUGUUUGACAACGAUAAGAAAGUGUGCGUCGUACCUGGUGUUUCAUAUAGGCCUAGAUUUAGUUUCAUAGUUGUAGUACGAGGAUAG
Molecule: messenger RNA, 887 nt
Organism: Topomyia yanbarensis
Lineage: Eukaryota; Metazoa; Arthropoda; Insecta; Diptera; Culicidae
Exons: 2
Coding region: 6-887 (293 amino acids)
Cellular component (GO): extracellular region
Molecular function (GO): chitin binding
Source: RefSeq, a predicted model, not a curated record